Messenger RNA from Durusdinium trenchii, 1476 nucleotides. NCBI's taxonomy places the organism in Eukaryota, Dinophyceae, Suessiales, Symbiodiniaceae. The record is from the annotation of a GenBank genome assembly.
GGGGUCAAGAACCCGCGGCCUCACUACACCCAACCUAAACGGGUUUUUGUCUAGCCAUGCUGCGUUAUGCCUCACCGGGCUACAUCGCAGUGUGUGGGUGUUUUGUGACCUUUCUCAGGGUGAUGGGCAAACGCUUCCGACGCAGCGAGCGGGAGUGGCCCUGGUUUCUGUACUACAUUUUCUGGGUUUAUGCACUCCUUUUCUAUGCCAUGACCUCUUGCCUCAUCUCGGCCGUGGUCGAUGUGUGUCUGCCCUCAGGUUGGCUGAGGCCGGAGACCGUGGAGGGCUUUGUGAUGGAGCGGAUGCGUUUGGAGAAUGACACCGUCAGUUUGGACGUUUGGAGAGAGGAGGAUAGCUUAAGCGACUACCCGGUGCUGCGCUACGUUUCAAUGAGUUGCCCGCUCUUCAUGGUGGCCACCUACGCCGUGUGCAUCGUUCACACCAUUCAGCAUCUCAAGAAGCUGGUCUGGUGGAAGAGGGGUCGAGCCGAUGAAGAGCACACCUUCGAAACGCACGACCGGACUCUUCGCAUCCUCAUUCUGCCGCUCUUCUAUGGCGUGAUGUCAUGCCAAGGGGUCGUGCGGAUGUGGGGCGUCACGGUGAACAACUCCGCUGACUCGAAUCAUUUCGAGUCCUUCCCCUUGCGGAAGCACUUCUUGAUGGAUAGUUACGACGCCUGCUUUUGGCUCGGCGAUCUGUACGAGUCCUACGCGCUGUUCACCUUUGGGCUCAUCGUCUUGGAGUACCUCAGCCAGCGACUGCGGCGAGGGAUGAUGGAGGCGCAGGAUGCGUUGAAGACGAACCAAGUGCCUCGGGCCUCGGAUUCCUUCUCCGAGAUGUCGGAUUCUUUCAGAGUCUUGCUUGGCCAGACGAAAGGUCUAACGAUCUUGGGCAUCAAGCUCUUCUGCGCCACGUGUGCAGGUCAAGCCAUCUAUGGUGUGGGCGUGAACUGUGCCGCCUAUUAUCACUUUAAGGAGAGCCUUUUUGGCGCUGGGUGUCAUACUCAAAAGCCUGGGAUCUUGCAGACAGAAAAGGUCAAGAGCAUGCUGCACUACACCUUCUACGGUGCAGGAUUCAUCGCCUCCUUUGCCGCCAUUGGCAACCUCAUCGAGGUGGAGCGAGGAUUCCGAGCGCAGCUGCAUGACUUUAAGCCAAUCCACAAGUUCCUCGGGACCAAGAUUAUUGUCACCAUCGCCUUUUUGCAAUCCAUGGCAUUAGCGGCCUGCCCACCCUUCUGCUGGUGGUCCUAUACCCGCGCGAAUCUCCUCUAUGCUUCGCUCCUCUGUAUUGAGUGCUUCUUCAUCAGUAUCUUGCAUGUGUGGGCCUGGUCAGCAGAGGAGGCCUGGUUCUCGGUCUACACGCCCUUACUGGAUCUAUCCGGCAAAGAAUCCAAUGAAGAAUGAGAGCUGACGUUGGAGGCCGACGGAAAAAUGACUUCCCAGAGGUUUGGUUUGUUCAGCGCCUUCUUAUUCCCUC